CAGAGCACAGCUAGCAGUGUUAGCAUAACCUUUGUUAGAAGGCAGUUUGAAGACGAGCUUGUAGGUUUGAUUUAUAUUUGAGUGUUUGCAGCAACAAUGUCUUCAGUUCAGCCUCAGAGAAAAUGGAUUAAGGAUCAGUUAACUGCUGCUGAAGAAACGGAGUUUAAAGAAAUUAUCGUCAAGUCCGAGGAAGAGAUGGAUAAUGAGCGCAGACUGCUGGAUUUUUCCCGAUUACCUCGGAUAAUCUUACACCGAAUAGAUCUUCCACAAUGUUGUGUAAGUAAAAAGGAGGAGGUUUUCACUGAGCUCAACAACCAGGAUGGGGACUCCACUUUACAUCAAGAGAAAAUAGAACCCUUGGUGAUAAAAAAAGAACAAGAAGAACCAGAGCAUCUGGAAAUAAAACAUGAGCAAGAAGAAUUAGAACAUCUGGAGAUAAAACAUGAGCAAGAAGAACCAGAGCAUCUGGAGAUAAAACAUGAGCAAGAAGAACCAGAGCAUCUGCAGAUAAAACUGUUCAAAGUGGAAGAGAAUCAACCCUUCUCCAGUCAGGAUGAAGAGCAGCUUGUGCUGAAACAGGAGACUGGAGACAUUUUGGUGACUCCUUCCAAUGUGCAAAGAAACAGCAAUAAAACAGAACCAAACAGGAACCAAAAAAUGUUAAAGAAAAGUGACCAAGACCAAAAUUUAUUUGCCUGUAAAAUUUGUGAUAAGACUUUUUCCGUUAACAAUAACCUGAAAACACAUGAGAAGUCACUCAGGGAAGAAGUCUUAUUCAUGUAA
Poeciliopsis prolifica (blackstripe livebearer) is the source of this 783-nucleotide messenger RNA. Its product is annotated as involucrin-like. NCBI's taxonomy places the organism in Eukaryota, Metazoa, Chordata, Actinopteri, Cyprinodontiformes, Poeciliidae. Bases 97 to 783 code for a protein of 228 amino acids. The transcript has 2 exons. The record is from RefSeq and is a predicted model, not a curated record.